Messenger RNA from Staurois parvus, 327 nucleotides. Lineage: Eukaryota; Metazoa; Chordata; Amphibia; Anura; Ranidae. The record is from the annotation of a GenBank genome assembly.
AGAGGGACUGACAGGUACCUGACAGGAGACUGCAAUAGAGAGAGGGCUCCCCUUACGGCUAAGUGCAGUGCGCCCCUGGAUCCAGCUGGGGUCAUACACAGAGCAGCAGCAGACAGGAACAAGGCUUUUUUGGGUGUGGUUUUGAGAUGUGCUUGGAGAUGCCUGAUAAGCUGGAACCUGUGGAUGCUCCGGUUGCAGGAGGAGUUUCUCCAGAGGAAACAUGGAUCCUGGAAGAUGGGUAGAGUGGUCAGUAGCCAGAGCCAGGAUCAAUAUGGAACAGCAGACAAGAGAAACAUCAGGAUCAUGCCAGGGUCAUACACAGAGCAG